Penicillium oxalicum is the source of this 1020-nucleotide messenger RNA. Its product is annotated as NAD(P)-dependent alcohol dehydrogenase. NCBI's taxonomy places the organism in Eukaryota, Fungi, Ascomycota, Eurotiomycetes, Eurotiales, Aspergillaceae. The transcript has 2 exons. Bases 1 to 1020 code for a protein of 339 amino acids. The record is from RefSeq and is a predicted model, not a curated record. Gene Ontology annotation, molecular function: oxidoreductase activity.
AUGCGUGCCUGGGUUCGUCCCUAUCGCGGCCCGGCAAAAAUCCUCCAACUGUCCGACGUGCCCACACCAGCUGUCCCGCCAUCAUCAUCCUCAGACGUCCUCAUUCGCGUAUCUCACGUCUCCCUAACCUACAACACCGAGCUCAUCAUGAAAAUCAUCCCAAACACACCGCUCACGAGGCCCUGGAUUCCCGAAAUCGAAUUCUCAGGCGACGUCAUCGCCGCCGGCACAAAGGCACCGCCCGAAGUCCGCGACCCCGGCGUGAAGGUCUUUGGCUGCGAAAGUGUUUGGAAUUACGCCAUGGGACACGGCGUGCUAGCCGAGUACGUAUGUGUUCCUGGUAGCAAUGUGGUGCGUGCUAGCGAUGAGAUUGACAUGGCGUCGGCAUCUGGGAUUAAUGGGUGCGGGAGCUGUGCGUUAAAGAUUUGUCGGACGGCUGGCGUUGAAGAGGGCCAUGUUGUUUUGGUCAAUGGGGCUAGCGGGUCGGUCGGGUCUGUUCUUGUGCAGCUAUGUAAGUUUAGAGGGGCAAAGGUUGUUGGUGUUGCGAGUGGGAGGAAUGAGGAGAUGGUUCGUGGACUUGGUGUUGACGAGUUCGUUGACUAUCGCAAACAUGACUCACUACCGGCUUAUAUGGCUAGUCAAUAUGGGGAUAAACCAUUCGACUUCAUACUAGACUGCGUCGGCACGCAGGCGCUUUACGCAAAUUCAUCCGCUUAUCUUAAGCCCGAAGGCGCUUUGAUCAAUGUUGGUUUACUUGAGGGUAUCUUUACGACGACAUUCAACGUCCUGGCAAAUACGUUUCUGCCUCAGUGGCUGGGUGGCGUGCCACGUCGUUAUAUCACGUUUAGCACACCGCCGACUCGCGAUGCCGCGGUUUACAUGGCGGAAUUGGUGAGGCAGGGUCAUAUUCGUAUUCCCGUUGACUCGGUCUAUGAUAUGGAGGAUGCCAUUGCGGCGUACGAGCGGGUGGCAACUCAGCGUGCUAGGGGCAAGGUUGUUAUCAAGGUGCGAAGUGAUUAG